AUGGCGAUGGCGUCUUCAAAGUCCAAACUCUCCGACGAGUCCGCCCCGGGUCUCGACCUUCCGCCAGCCGGCUGUCUCGGCCGGGCGUGGCCCCGUCUUUCGUCUUUCGUCUUUGGUCUUUGCACCACCGUCGCGCAACAUUUCCACUCUCCGUCUAAAACCGCCACCCUCGUGCAGAUAGACAUCCAUGAUAAUCCCUCCGUCCAGCCUCUAUACACUAAUCCUCCCGACGAUUCGACCUUGCGCCCCAUCGCCGACACUCGUUCAACAUCGUCCCCGCUCGGAGCGACCGACCGCCGGCACCCGCACACACCAGUGAUAGCUUCACCCGGCCUUGCUGCCUGUGAAUGUUGUGUCGCCUCUACCAAACUUAAGUCAAUACUGCCAACAUCUGCACCCCAAGUCGCCCAGCCGGCCCUCGCCCGCGGCGAUAUUAUCCAAUCCUCGCCGGAUCAUGCCUCUCGUCAACCGGCGCUAUCUGUGCAAUCUGGUCACCCAAACACCACCUUCUCUACUACUCUGCUUGCUGGCGCCUCAAUUCUGCAGCAACAGUGCCUCACCCUGCCAGACGCUGUAGCCUCGGCCCAAAUUCUACAGCCUCUCGGUAAGCGAUCGUCUUGGCUCGCCCAGCUCGAACCGGCCAUGACGUCUGGGCCGCCCAAGAAGCUUCGGACAGGCUCUUCACCUUCGAGGCGAUUUGAGUUACCUUCUGCAGCCACCGCCCCUCUUACGAGAGCCUCAGCAAGAGCCUUUAGAGAACCUGUCUCCUCUCCGCUCUUUUUCUCUAACUCGCCUACCCGCCAUGCAAGUCGCCCAUCAGUCGACUCAACAUCUGAACUCGCUGCGGGCAUGCUCUCUCCCAUUGGUGAAGAUUCCUACGAGUCCGUAACGACUCUCAAGCUUCCUAGAGCUAGCGUCAGCACAGUCACUCCCGCGCCUUCUGGAAGUACGCCGGGCAGUAUGGCAUCCUCCUUAGACGUCUCGGGAUCCUCUACGAGCCCCGACAGCAUUGCUGUCCCUAGCAACUUACAAAUAAUCCGAUCCAUUGGUAUUCUAGAACUUCUAGAAAACGAUAUACGGCCUACCUUCAUGAUUGAUCUUCAACAACCAUCUAAUACGACCCAAUCUCACCUCCCUAUACAAUACUCUAAUCCUUCCCUUCGCGCCUGCUACGAUAUACAUCCUCUAGUAUACGCCGGCUUCGAGAGCAACCCGACGACUCCCGAGUUCGAGCACUUCAAGGAAUGGGCGAUGUGUUCGACGCAAAAAGCCGAACGGCCAGAACUUGGUUUUCCGUCCUGCGAGUAUGGUCGCGUCAACUGGACCAAGUCAACCGUCAGGCGACGAUUUCGCUUCAUCUCUGGCACCAUCAAUCUCCGCGAGUCACCCGACUGUUCUGAUCCUGGGGCCACCAGCGCAGAUGCUCCCGAACGCAUGGAUGACGAAGCCAUCCCAUUGAAGCUCGGGGCGCAGGAAGACAUUGCCGAAGCUGCUGGGGAACCGAUGGACUACUUCGGGGAUGCCGCUGCGGAGACAUCCGAUGACUACCAUGCUAAUAGCUUUGAGAGAGCUUUGAUCGACCAAGCCAAAAAUACACAACCUGGGCAUCCUGAUGAAUUCACCAACCAAGUACUUCAAUCCAAAGAGUCGAGACCCUUCUUCGACUGGACUAGAAUACCUAUGAGCGAUUCUCUCCCUGAGCACAUCAAGCUCGCAAAAACAACUGACUGGGCCUCUACACCGCUCGGUUCCAUCGAGGAAUGGCCGCAUGAGUUGAGAAUGCUUUCAAAUCUCGUCAUGGGCAGCCCGCACCCUGCUACUCUGUACUGGGGGCCUGAAUACAUUUGCCUGUAUAAUGCCGCGUAUAUCGAAAUUGCUGGCAAGAAGCAUCCCGGCAUUAUGGGAAUGAGAAACUUUGACGCCUGGGAGGAACUUUCCGAUAAAAUCGAGCCUAUUUUUCGCAGUGCUUGGGAAUCCGGCCAAGCAACUAUGAAGCAUGAUAACCACCUCUUCCUGCGGCGAGACGGGUAUCUCGAGGAGACAUUCUUUUCUUGGUCUAUUGUACCAGUAGUUGGAGGAGAUGGCCAGGUUGUGGGUCUUUACAGCCCUGCGUUCGAAAACACCCGUCGCAAAAUUAAUGAAAGACGAAUGCUUACGUUGCGAGAGAUUGGCGAACAGACUGCUACAGCAACCACCGUCAGCGAAUUCUGGCCCCUGGUUCAGCAAGGGCUCGCAUACAAUGAGUUGGAUGUCCCAUUCAACCUCAUUUAUUCCACAGCCAAAGAAGAUGCGGAGAGCGAAGUAUCAUCUGUGCGCUCCGGAGGUGUGGCACAACCGACCCAUUUGACGCUUGAAGCUUCAUCCGGCGCCCCAGAGGGACAUGUUGCGGCCCCAAAGACGAUAGACUUACGCACAUCUGAGGAAGGGUUUGCCCCCUAUAUGAGGAAAUCCAUUAGGAUGGGCGGUAUACCUGUCGUCUUGUCCCAAACAGAUGGCACUCUUCCCGAAGAGCUCAUAGAGGGUCUCCAGUGGCGCGGGUUUGGCGAACCCUGCAGAACAAUCGUUGUCCACCCCAUCGUCUCUACUAGCGCGGGCGAAUCCAUCACUGACUUUUUGAUCAUCGGUGUUAACCCGAGGCGGCCCUAUGACGAUGACUAUGAGCUCUUUAUACAUUUACUGGCAAGACAGCUCGCAACUUCUAUGGCUUCGGUCGUUCUCUUCGAGGAGGAGAUCAAACGGGGACAGAUGGCAGCGAAGCUCGCUGCUGAGGAUCGACAGGAGCUUUCGAUGCAACUCUUUCUUCGAACUCAAGAAGCAAAUGAAAGCGAGCAUAGAUUUACUCGAAUGGCGGCCUACGCACCGGUUGGCAUGUUUAUUGCUGACGCUACCGGUAAAAUCAACUACUGCAACGAUAUGUGGUGGCAAAUUUCACGGCGCCCCCAUCCAGAUAUUCUAGAGGACUCAUGGAUGGACCUUGUCCACCCGGAAGACCGAGCGGCCCUGGGGCAGGCCUGGUCAAAACUAGUCGAGGAAAAAGUCACGGUUUCCCAAGAAUUUCGGUUUAAGACAUUUGGGCGGGAAGAGGACCACAGGAAGGAUAAUUGGGUUUUGAUGAGCGCCUUCCCAGAACAAAAUGAGGAUGGGAUUCUCAAGUCCAUUUUUGGUUGCAUCACCGAUAUUUCGGCUCAGAAAUGGGCGGAAAGAGUCCAGAUCGAGCGCCGAGAAGAAGCUGUUGAACUCAAGCGUCAGCAGGAAAACUUCAUCGACAUUACCAGUCAUGAAAUGCGCAACCCGCUCUCUGCCAUUUUACAGUGUGCAGACCAAAUCGCCAACAACAUCACUACAUUCAACACGCGCAAUCUCGAGGACGUCGAAGAACUUCUUGAAAGCUGCCUCGACGCGGCCAAUACAAUCAAUCUAUGCGCAAGCCACCAGAAGCGGAUUGUGGAUGACGUUUUGACACUCUCCAAGUUGGACUCAAACUUGCUUAUGGUCACGCCUGUGGUAGAGCAGCCAGUGAGGGUGGUGCGGUGGACCCUCAAGAUGUUUGAAGCCGAGCUGGCAGCUCACGAUAUCGCUUUUGACUUUACAGUUGACGGCAGCUUCACAAGACACGGCAUCAGAUGGACGAAGCUGGACCCGUCGCGACUCCGGCAAGUCCUCAUCAACCUGAUGACCAACGCGAUCAAGUUUACCCAGGGACGCCCUCAUCGUCAGAUCAAGGUCCACCUCAGUGCCUCGCGGGACAUCUCCGAAGUUGCUAGCCCAACCGCCUACUUUCCUCGAAACACCAACCAAAUUGGCAGCGAAAUUGAUAUCAAUAGCGAAGACGACUGGGGCACCGGUGACAAGAUCAAUAUCCACUGUAGUGUCGAAGACACUGGCCCGGGUCUUACUGAAGAGGAGCUCCAGAUACUCUUUCAGCGGUUCUCACAGGCCACGCCUAGGACGCACGUGCAGUACGGCGGCUCUGGCCUUGGCCUGUUCAUCUCUCGAAUUUUGACCGAGAUGCAGGGUGGUCAGAUUGGUGUCACUUCUACUGCUGGUCAAGGAAGCAAGUUUAGCUUCUAUAUCCAAAGCCGGCAGUGCGCCGACGCGUCGGAACCUUUUGAGCCCCUGUCAUGCUUUACCCUCUCCCGACAAUGCCGCUUGCUGGCGGCCCCAGACGCGGCCGCCCAUGCUGACUGCGCCUCCCACAGCCCAACGGCCGCGACGGCGCGCAGGCACCCAGGCGGCACACCCCGGGGCCCCCAACACGACGUGCUCAUCGUCGAGGACAAUAUUGUCAACCAAAGGGUGCUGCAACGGCAACUUGUUAACUGCGGCAACACGACCUUUGUGGCCAACCACGGGCAGGAGGCGCUCGAGACGCUGCAGCGGUCGCGUUUCUGGGCAGGCCAGGAGCGCGACGGCGUCCCCAUUUCGGUGGUUCUCAUGGACCUCGAGAUGCCCGUCAUGGACGGCGUGACGUGCGCGCGUCGCAUCCGCGCUCUGCAGCGCGAAGGAACUAUAACUCGGCAUGUUCCCAUCAUUGCCGUCACGGCCUAUGCCCGGCCCGAGCAGAUUGUCAAUGCCAAGGCGGCCGGCAUCGACGACGUCAUCUCGAAGCCGUUUCGCAUCCCGGAGUUGCUGCCGCGCAUUGAUGAGCUCGUCAGCCAGUACGGCUCACCGUCUGCCGAGGCGUAA
Messenger RNA from Cordyceps militaris CM01, 4686 nucleotides. RefSeq names its product ethylene receptor. Gene Ontology annotation, biological process: regulation of DNA-templated transcription; phosphorylation; phosphorelay signal transduction system. The record is from RefSeq and is a predicted model, not a curated record. Bases 1 to 4686 code for a protein of 1561 amino acids. Gene Ontology annotation, molecular function: phosphorelay sensor kinase activity. The transcript has 2 exons. NCBI's taxonomy places the organism in Eukaryota, Fungi, Ascomycota, Sordariomycetes, Hypocreales, Cordycipitaceae.